Molecule: messenger RNA, 423 nt
Organism: Vicia faba (fava bean)
Lineage: Eukaryota; Viridiplantae; Streptophyta; Magnoliopsida; Fabales; Fabaceae
Source: the annotation of a GenBank genome assembly
AUGUUGAAGUCACUGGACAUGAAUACAGUCAUGAAGUAUCAAAUAAAGAUUGGAUCUUUAUUUAAUUCACUAGCUACAACUGCAGCUGCUUUCCAUCCCUUAAAGAAUGCUGACUGUCUUAGUUACCUCCAAUUAGUACUACAAAAGUUUGGGAAUGCAGCCAAAGACAAACUUAAAGUGGCUGGGAUCGUUGAAGAUGAAAUGGCUGCUUUAGAAUGGCAAUUAGCUCCAGCCGCUGAUAAAACAGUUACAAAAGAGAGAAAAGUUGAGUUUGUAAGUGCUGGAGUGGAGUCACAACAGUCUGAUGGAUGGAUGAAAUGUAGUGCAAACCAUGAGGAAAUUGAGAAGAAAACAACUCCGAUGAGGAAGAUCAAAAUGAGAUUGCACAAAAAGAUGUCCCUUCUGUUAUUUUUGGCGGUUUGA